Messenger RNA from Coccinella septempunctata (seven-spotted ladybird), 1445 nucleotides. It is a transcript of the gene fy, whose product is annotated as protein fuzzy homolog. The record is from RefSeq and is a predicted model, not a curated record. NCBI's taxonomy places the organism in Eukaryota, Metazoa, Arthropoda, Insecta, Coleoptera, Coccinellidae. The coding region runs from base 84 to 1370 and encodes 428 amino acids. Gene Ontology annotation, biological process: vesicle-mediated transport; non-motile cilium assembly. The transcript is spliced from 6 exons.
CUGUCAAAAUCAAAUAUAACCUAAAACCAGCAUCUAAAAAUAAAUAAAUAAAUAAACAAACAACAAAAUUUUUAAAGACCAAAAUGUCAGCCUAUAUUUUUUGCAUAGAUUCCAGUAGUGGAUUGCCAAUAUUUUCGAGGAAAAAAGGAAAUGUGGAAAAUCUUCCUUUUUCUAUCAAAGGUUCCUUGAAUGGGGUUCAUAUGUAUGGAAAAUCCUUGAAUGUAGAAUUAUUGAACACUCUCACUGAAGAUUACUGUGUUAGUUGGAAAGAGUGUGAAGAUAGUGUUGUUCUCGUUGGGAUAUCGAGUGGCUGUACCCAGGAAGUCUUGAACAAUCUUUUGACUUCGGUUUUUAAUGCCAUGGUUCUAAUAGUUGGGAUUGGGGAAAUUAAAUCUCAGAGAAAUAUCGAUAGAUUGAAAAGAGAAUUAAAAAACUGUUACCCUCUGGUAGACCGACUGAUGGAUUCAUUGGACUGUGGAGGUACAACUAAUAAAUAUUACUCCGACUUGGUUGGAUUAGCAGAAUGUAUAUUGUGCCCAGAGAAUCAUCUGAUACAGAUUUUAUUGGAAUCAUAUAUGGAGUAUGUGGAUUCCCUAUAUAGUUGUGUUUUAAUCCAUGGAAAAAUAUGUGUGGCUACUGAGAGUUGGUGGUCACUUGAUCCUGAAGAAAUCAAACUUCUUUCUUUACUAGCUCUGUCAGAUGGUGGAACAACAAAAGAUAUUCCAAUUUUUCUGCCAUAUAAAAGUCCAACGAUGGCCUUCAGAUUUGUUGCAUGCACACUAAUUCCAGACAUACAAAUUUGUUCAUUAUGUGGACCAACUCCAAAUCUAAUCGAAAUAGAACGUUCUGCAACACAAUGUUUCAAAUCUUCGACGGAAUUAUUCACAGCAGCAUUGCAUACACAUCCUAGGAAUUUUCCACUUACCUGUCAAAUAGAUAGUGGAAUUUUAGGCUUGUUACUUGUGAAUUAUUCGUCUGGGAAGUAUAUGAUAUCGAAAAACACUCAACAAAAUGCCACAAAGAAGAUAGCCAGUAGUUCUCAUAGACUUGACAUACUUAGGACAUUUUACUAUCGAAUGGUCAUGUUUUACCUCAUGAAUGAUGAGGAUAAGAAAAGAAAUGACGUGGACAAAGAAACGGGUAGGAAAAAUGAUAAAAAGAAAGCAGAAAAGGAACAGUCUGAUUUCACGAAUCUUAACGAUGGGAAAGAAACUUACUGGUGUUCAGAGUACCACAAAUGCCAUGCUUUAAUUUCUCAGGAGAACAUAUUGUGUGUUCUUUACAAUUCUAGUGUGCCAACAUUCGAGAUGAGGUUCAUUACUCAAAAAACACUCAAAGCGUUAAUUUCUGACAAACAAAUCUGUUGGUGAAAGAUGAUUUAUAAUUAAUAUCGAACUCCGUCCAAUUAGUCAAGUAUUAUUAGUAUGAUAAUUAUAUAAUUUGAA